Aphanomyces astaci is the source of this 1941-nucleotide messenger RNA. RefSeq lists its product as hypothetical. The record is from RefSeq and is a predicted model, not a curated record. Gene Ontology annotation, cellular component: elongator holoenzyme complex; cytoplasm; nucleus. The transcript is spliced from 4 exons. Bases 12 to 1901 code for a protein of 629 amino acids. Lineage: Eukaryota; Oomycota; Saprolegniomycetes; Saprolegniales; Verrucalvaceae. Gene Ontology annotation, biological process: tRNA wobble base 5-methoxycarbonylmethyl-2-thiouridinylation. Gene Ontology annotation, molecular function: acyltransferase activity, transferring groups other than amino-acyl groups; iron-sulfur cluster binding.
UAGGAAUACCCAUGGAGGCGCCGCAACAGGACGAUGGCGGGUUCGAUGCCAUGGACACGGAAGCGUUGGCGCGCGAAGCCAAGAAGCGUGAGAAUGACCCGAACACAUACAAGCGAAGCGGAGGACGGAACGAACCGGUGAACUGCUUGGAAGACAUCUACAAGCAAUGGGACGAACUCAUCCCCGCCGACGAAUGGGAUCGGUACGAAGCGAUGACCAUGUUCGUCGUGGAAUGGAACCCUCAGACGCCACGAGCGUUGGAGAAGUGUUUGAUCGCUCUUCGUCGUCAAUACAAGACUCUCCCCAAGAAGUCCCAGCUCAAGUUCGUGUACAACGUGCUCGUGAAGCGCGGGACGGCACCGCCGCAAUUGGCAAUCGACACGCUGCUGGUGAAGAAAGCAGGCAAAAGUCAAAGCGGUGUGUUGGUCGUGACAGUGGUCACUAGUCCGUACCCCCACGGCCAAAAGUUUAGCUGCCAGUGGAAUUGCUACUACUGCCCCAACGAGCCAGACCAGCCGCGGUCGUACCUCCACGACGAACCCAGCGUCCUCCGAGCCAACCGCAACCGCUUCGACCCGGUGCUGCAAUUCUGCGAUCGCUGCGUGACCCUUGCCUUGAACGGCCAUCCCGUGGACAAGAUUGAGUUGCUCGUGUUGGGGGGCACAUGGGCGUCGUACCCAGUGUCUUACCAAGAAGAAUUUAUCCGAGACCUGUUUUACGCAGCCAACACGUUCCACGACCGCGUAAAACGCGAACGAAAGUCGUUGGACCAGGAAAAGCUCGAAAAUGAAACCACUUUGGUCAAGAUCAUCGGCAUCACGCUGGAAACCCGCCCGGACUGCAUCACGCCGGACGAGCUGCGUCGGUUCCGUCGGUACGGAUGUACCCGCGUGCAGCUGGGCAUUCAACACACGGACGAAGGCAUUUUGAAAAAGAUCAACCGCGGGUGCACGACCCAAGAUGCAAAGCGAGCCAUGAAGCUGUUGCGCGACUGCGGCUACAAGACAGACAUCCACUUGAUGCCAAACUUACCGGGCAGUUCCGUCGAUCUGGACCGUGCCAUGUUUGACUAUGUCCUCCACUCGCCCGACUUGCAAGCCGACCAGUGGAAGAUUUACCCGUGUGAAGUCACGCCGUGGACCGUGAUCAAGCGAUGGUUUGACGCGGGGGAGUAUGUCCCGUACGGUGACAACGAGCUCAUGGCGCUGCUGAUGGACGUCAAGGUGCAAGUGCAUCCUUGGAUCCGACUGAAUCGGGUCAUUCGAGAUAUCCCGUCGCAGUACAUUCUGGGGGGGAUGGACGAGCCCAACCUGCGGCAGGUGAUUCUCAAGCGCAUGGAGCAGGCGGGGCUCCGCUGCCGGUGCAUCCGCUGCCGCGAAAUAAAAGCCGACGCGCCGGCGGCCACCAAAGCCGAGCUGCUGGUCCGGACGUACGAAGCGAACGAAGGCACCGAGUACUUUCUGAGCUUUGAAACCCCUGACGAAAAGACCAUCUGCGGGUUCUGUCGGCUGCGCUUGUCUCCCACGGCGGGCGGCGGUACCUUUCCGGAACUCGAGGGCGCGGCGCUGGUGCGGGAGCUGCACGUGUAUGGCCAACUGGUGGUGGUCAACAGCGUCGACAAGUCCAAGGCCCAACACGGCGGGUUUGGCACGCAGUUGAUGCUCAAAGCGGAGGAAAUCGCCCAAGAACACGGGUUUACCAAGAUGGCCGUGAUUGCCGGCGUCGGCGUGCGCAACUUUUACCGCAAAUUGGGCUUUGAAGUCGAAGGCGAAGGCGAAUUGAUGAUCAAACACUUUCCAAAGAAAAAGUCGAGUUGGGCCAAGCCCGAAUGGCGCUGGGUGGCGGCUGCCGCCAUGGCGACCGUGGCCAUUGGGGUCGCGGCGCUCAAGAAGAGAGCGUAAGCUUAGUAGACUAAUGUAUAGCAUUUCCACUGACUUGCUG